UGUUAACACUUAGAGUACCCAAAAAUUAAGUCUUGAUUCUCUUUGGGAUUCGAUAAAUCAUAGUAAAUAUGUAUAGGGCUUGGAUCAAGGCACAACUAGGAAAUAAGAAUUCUCUAUCAUGUGUCACGCAGCAUAAUUGAAUUGAUAGAAUUAUUAGUAUACAACCGUUCACAAUACCAUUAGAUAAACAUUUUCUUUCAAUAAGAAUGGGUUGUUUUGUUUUAGUCUCCAUAAGUUUGAACAAGAAGUUAUGUCUAUUUUUGUUUAUCGGACUAUAUUCUUGAAACCUACCAGAAUACAUUUUCAGAUAUUUCCUCUAUUCUUUUUCCUGCCACUUACCGCAGUUAUUUGCCUCAAUGUUUUACAGGAAAUGUUUGUUUCGUAUUAAUUAUGGCAAAAAUAACCAACCGUAAAUCACCAAAAAAUAUCCAUUCUUCAUUGGAGUGGGAUUUCCAGAACAGUGAUCCUAGUUGUAUUAACGAUCCCUACUGGUCUUGGUCAGAUGACCAUAGAUAUCAGAUAGCCAAUAUUGCUCAAGACAAUCAGGUUAAAGUUGUGGUGUCUGUGGAACAAACACUAUACGAUGUUGCUGAAUUGUUGGAAAGACAGUUAGGCAUUAGUCUUUCUGGAUGCCAAUUUUAUCUUCAAGAUCGUAUCAAGCUUCGUGGAGAGUCUCCACUAGUUGAACAUUGUGUAGAAAUAUCUGGAUUAGUUCAACUAUUGCUUGAGGUUAAAACAGCGAAUGCUGGCUAUCCUUUCCGAAUCAACGUGGUCGACAUUCAAAUACCGGAAUUAGUUGAUCCUAAUGCUUCAAACCCUAAUAUGUCGAUUGAUAAAAGCAAGCGCCCAAGUAUCUCGAAGGGAUCAGGACAACAACCAUCUAAUACAAACACAACGAAAAAUGAGGAAGUCAGGAGUGAAAAUGAUCAGUUAUCAAAUGCUCAACAACCGUCAAGUCCGAAAUCAGAAUGCAUAUCUCCACGUACAGUCGCUGCGGCUUUAGCUGCAGCCUCUGAUAUUGCUGCAGGCGGGUCGGGACUAUUGGAAUCAGCGUCAGCACUAAGUGAAAAUGAUAGGAAAUCAGAAGAAGGUGUUGUCCCAGAAUCAUACAACAUGACCGAAUCAAUUUCAUCACGUUGUGGUUAUUUUGGAUCUGAGAUUGAAGGUGGAGGGACAACUGGAGCUUAUAAUUUAGACAACUUAUCAAAGUGGGUUCCGGAUAAUCAUUAUAGUCGAUUAAUGGAUAUGAAUGAUAUUCCACGCGAUCCUAUCGAGUGGAAUUCAACACAGGUUAUCAUGUGGAUAAACUGGGCGUGUAAACAAUUUCGAAUUGAAGGUCUGAAGAGUGAAAAGUUGUUCAAUAUGCCAGGUUCUAGUAUGUUUAUUUUAACAGCAGAUGAUUGGCGACGUCUGGUCCCCAAUGCUAAUGUGAAUUUUCUAACCCACUUGGAAUUACUGAAACGAUGUCGAAAUGUUUGUGUCCCUUAUAAUCCACAACCGCCACAACAAACCACGAACCAAUCACAAAAGCCGUAUAGACAGGUGUCACGGGCUCGCAUACGCAGCUCAAGAAACUUAACUGAAUCCAAUCAGAGUAGGAAUUUCAAUGGAACAGGCAUGGCCUAUUCUGGCGCCAUAACUGCUUACGAUAGAAAUAAUACGAAUUUACGCAUAGUGAAUUCGAAGCCAACCUUUUUAUCGUAUAAUGAUUCAAAUACGCCAGGAAGAAGAACAGUGACGUCGAGAUCAUUUCUGAGUAGUGAAAAUUGUAUAAGCCAAAAUCCAACCAAUUAUGAGACAAUGAAUAAUCGUUUGUUUGGAAUACGUUCGUUAUCAAAUGGUGUGAGUAGUGUGGCUGCUGGUGGGGGUCAACUGAUACGCGGUCCAUUUAUAUUAACUCAAAAUAAUGGUGGUAAUUCUACCUCACAAAAAAUCGUGAAAUAUCAAUCGUUUUCUGAAUUCGAUGCCACCACUGCAGGACAAGUUCAGCUGUGGCAAUUCUUGCUAGAAUUACUUACAGACUGGAGAUAUCGUGAAGCUAUUCACUGGAUCAGUGAUGAUGGUGAAUUCAAAUUAAGUAAUCCAGAAGAAGUAGCUUCUAUGUGGGGUCAUCGUAAGAAUAAACCUGCUAUGAAUUAUGAGAAAUUAUCUCGUGCAUUACGUUACUAUUAUGAUGGUGAUAUGAUUUCCAAGGUUCAUGGAAAACGUUUUGUUUACAAAUUCAUCUGUGAUUUAAAAACUCUUUUGGGUUUCUCAGCUGGUGAGCUGUAUGUAUUAGUGAGAAAUUGUGCCGAGAAACAUUCGAAUGGUAGCAAAAAGCAUCGUCUAACUUCAACAGAAUUCUAUUCAGGAAUUAAUCAUAACCGACUCUCCCUUUAUCGUGGUGAAGAUGACGGUUCGGUGCCAGUACGCGUAGAACAGGGCCAUCGUCUUAACUUUUUAGAACCAUCAAUGCAAGAGGAUAAUUUAAAUUCGGAAUGCUGGCCAGAUGCUGCGACAUCUUCAGAUCCCCUUUCUUACAAUGUCCCAUUUUCACCUAAUUAUCGUAUAAGACAAUCAAAUAAGGCUGGUAAUGGAAGGCAUAAUCGAUCCUCAGAAACGAUAAUGUCCAGUUAUCCGUCAAUUCGUGAGAAGUGCAUACAACGAAAACGAAGUGCUGCGGAUGUACAGCUACAGGUGGAUACUGCCACAGAUGUUGACCAAAUUGUCAUUGAUGAGGGUUAUAUUUACCAAAAUGCUUGUGAUAAUAUAGAAGAUCCAGAAAAUGAUGAUUCACAAGCCUGUAGAAGUGCUUGGCGUUUACGGCGUCGUUGGUGGUCUCGUAAUCCUUUGUCGGGUAUUUCACCACUUACUUCUCCUCCUCCUUAUUCAUCUCCUCCAUUCAAUGAACGUUUAUCGUCAAGCAUUAUACAACAACAGGAUGACAGUAAUGAUCCAAAUACCCAAUUUAAUCAUUCUAAUUUUCCAAUUGAUGAAGAUUGGGUAGCAGCUACCGCCUUAACAGAAGAUAUGGUGAAUGGAUCACCGCUUAACUCCUCCUGUUCUACCACCUCCUCCUCUUGCCAUUUAAUCAACAGUCCAUUUCGACCGAGUAGAACAUGUUCUUCUGUGCCACAGUCUUCCAAUUCCACUUCUGCUAAUGUUACUGUUAGUGGUUUUGAUGAAGGUGAAAUACUUUCAGCAGCUGCAUCUUUAUUAUUCAGUCAGACAGGUCAAUCGGAAACAGAUUCAUGUUUAUUAGGGGAUCAUGUAACUGCAAGUAAGCCAAAAAAUCGAAAAAUGUCUUCAUAUCCCAUUGGUGAUUAUCAUUGUGAUGUUAAAUUGAAGGUGAAGAAGGGAGAAGAUGACGAAGGAGGAGGAGGAGAAGAAGAAGAAGAAGCAGAACAAAUAAAGGCGGUGAAUGAUUUGUUUGUUGAUGAUGAUGUGGCAGUGGAAUUUGAUCGUCCACUGAGCGGUAGUAGUAAAUCAGUGUCGUCGAAUCGUCGAUCAUCUAUCCGUUCAUAUGAUGGUGGUAGUGGUCCUGUUUUAUUGUCCACCUACAAUCAAGCCAUUAAUAUUGAUGCGUUUUUAGCUCAUUGAAUACAUCGAUCGACAAAUAAUCAGUGUACUGAGUUGUCGAUUGUGACUCCUUCUGUCCACCUCCCAAAGUCAUCCCAUCAGAUCCCACUUCAACCCUGAUCCCUGCCGCCCCCUGAUAAUAACAAAACACUAUCUGAUAUUGUGAAUCUGAUUUAUAUGCAUAUAAAAUUGAUUGUAAAUUUAUUUAUCGAUAGAUGUUUUCGGAUUUUGUAUUAUAUAAACUAAAACAGAAUCAACUAACUAUUCAUUCAUCCACUUACUUAUUCAUUAUUAUUAUUAUUAUUUUCAUCUCUUUUUUGCAUUAUCAUUAUUAUUUUUUUCUAAUUAUUUUUUUCAGAGUUAUAUUUUCCUUUGUCGUUAAAAAAAACAAACAAUUUGCUCAGGUUUUUCAAAAAAAAUUAUCUUUCGUGUAAUGAGGUGUUUAUUGUGUGUGUGUGUGUGUGUGUGUAGAGGCAUGUUGUUUCUAUGGCUAUAUGUAUAUAUGUAUUCCAUAUGUGUGUGUACAGUACAGUGUCUUCUACUUUUCCUCCCCCGCCCUCUCUCUCUCGCACACUGAAAUACCGGUAUGAUCUCGCCCUAGCUUCUUGUACAAUAGUUCCAAUAUCAUUGAAUUCUGAAAGUAGUAAUAGUAGUGAUGGGUUGUUUUUACACCCUAACACCAUCAUAUACCUAUACUACUUCGUCAUACAUCAGUUGAGAAAUCCUUCAAGCCUGCCUGCCUGCCUGCGGUCUGUUUGUCUCUUCCAUUCUGAUGUAUGUUCAACGCCACGUGACCUGACCUCGUAUUAUGGCGUUGUUUACACAUCAACACAUUCCAUUCCGUGGUAAUUAUUAUUCACAACAAGUGGAUUGUGUGUUCACACAGAUGUUUUAGCAUUGUUCUGUAUAUAUAUGUAGAAGAAAGGAGGAUGUGGUGGAUGAGGAGGAUGCGGAGCCUUGUAAAUUCGUUUUAUAAUUCCUGAAUCUCAAAUGUUUGUUUGUUUUUUACAUAAAGUGAAAUCUAUUACUUAAUUGUAUCAAAAGUAUUAACAAUAAUGAUAAAAAUUAUGUUUUAGUUGUUAUUGUCAACUUUUCAUAACAUUUGCAUUUCAUACUUUUACUAUCAUAGAACUUUUUUUUAUUAUAUUUGUAAGAGUUCAGCCGUUUUGUAAGACACUAAUUGUCGCCUACCUUGACCUUUCUACUCACACACACAUACAGACAUGCACACUCUACUCUAUCAUACACCUCGACUUUUGUGUGAGUUAUCUGUCUGUCUGCUGUUACACCUGUAAUAAUAAAAAAUAAUGAAUUAACAGCUUGAAGUUCUUUCGGGAAGACUAUUUUGUACAUUUUUUUUACCGUUCUUCAUAUUAUUACUAUUGUUAUUAUGACAAAGAUUCACUUCUUGUUUUGUUUUUUAUAUAUUUAUAUCAGCGUGCUUUAUUUUGGCGUUAAUCAUUCAUUGUUUAAUUCACAUUUCUCAAAAUCCGUUUGUUUGUUGGCGUUUUUUUUGUUUUUUUUAGGUGAGCGUAAAGGGUUGGUGGAUGUGAGUAAGCGAGUGAGUGGGUUGGUGGGUGACAUGAUUGAUAACAGUAUAGGAUGUUGUAGAGUAUGUGGUUCUGCCUCGGUUGUUAUUGUAGCUCGCUUCGACUUAUUCGUAGUGUAUCUUUAUCUUGUGCAUUUUGACGAGUAAAUCAAUCGCGUAGAUGUCAGCUGAGGGCUUGAAUUGUUUACGUGUUAUCGAGUAUUUUAAUCCGUCUCUGGCGUAGACGAGAUAUU
Molecule: messenger RNA, 5340 nt
Organism: Trichobilharzia regenti
Lineage: Eukaryota; Metazoa; Platyhelminthes; Trematoda; Strigeidida; Schistosomatidae
Source: the annotation of a GenBank genome assembly